AUGGCCGCAGGUCCCCCCGCGGAGAGGCUGCGGGAGGAGGCGAGGUGCCCAGUGUGUCUGGACUUCCUCAAGGACCCUGUCAGCGUCAACUGUGGACACAGCUUCUGCUUCAAGUGCAUCUCCGAGUUCUGCGAGAAGUCCGACAGUGCGCAGGGCGGCAUCUAUGCCUGUCCCCAAUGCCGGGGUCCUUUCAGCCCGGAGAGUUUCCGUCCCAACCGGCAGCUGGCCAGCUUGGUGGAGAGUGUGCAGCAGCUGGGACUGGGCGCGGGCCCCUCGGCUGGGCGCCUCUGCCUGCGCCACGGCGAAGAGCUGAGCCGCUUCUGUGAGGAGGACCAGGAGGCGCUCUGCUGGGUCUGCGACACCACGGAGCACCGGGGCCACCCCACGGCGCCGCUGCAGGAGGCCGCCAGGGCCUACCAGAUAAAGCUACAAAGAGCCCUGGAGCUUGUGAGGAAAGAGAUGGAGGAGGCCUUGACUCAGGAGGCCAACGUGGGGAAGAAGACUAUAAUUUGGAAGGAGAAAGUAGAAAUUCGGAGGCAGAGCUUCCGAAUGGAAUUUGAGAAGCACCGUGGCUUCCUGGCUCAGGAGGAGCAACUGCAACUGAGGCGGGUGGAGGAGGAGGAACGAACCACCCUGCAGAAAUUGCGGGAGAGCAAGAACAGGCUGGCCCUGCAGAGCAAGGCCCUGAAGGAGCUGGCUGAGGAACUGGAGGAGAGGUGUCAGCGGCCAGCCUUGGAGCUGCUGGAGGUGAGGCCAGAGGGGAUGCUGGCACAUAGUAAAUCUAUUACACGGUUGGAAGCAGAGACCAUUCCCAUGGAGCUGAAGACAGUGUGUCACAUUCCUGGGAUGAGGGACAUGCUAAGGAAAUUUCAAGUUGAUGUAAAGCUGGAUCCAGCCACGGCUCAUCCUAGUCUACUCUUGACUGCUGACCUUCGCAGUGUGCAGGAUGGAGAACUGUGGAGGGAUGUUCCCAACAACCCUGAGCGCUUUGACACGUGGCCCUGUAUCCUGGGUUUGCAGAAUUUCUCCUCAGGGAGGCAUUAUUGGGAAGUGGUGGUGGGAGAAAGAGCAGAGUGGGGUUUAGGGGUUUGUCAAGACACAAUAUCAAGAAAGGGAGAAACCACACCAUCUCCUGAGAAUGGAAUCUGGGCCAUGUGGUUGCUGAAAGGGAAUGAGUACAUGGUCCUGUCGUCCCCAUCCGUUCCUAUUCUCCAACUAGAACGGCCUCACCGCAUUGGGAUUUUCGUGGACUAUGAAGCUGGUGAAAUCUCCUUUUACAAUGUCACAAAUUGGUCUCACAUCUACACAUUCAACCAACUUUUCACUGGUGUUCUACGACCUUAUUUUUUUGUCUGUGAUACGUAUCCUCUUAUCUUGCCACCUAUCACAGAAGCGGAGACAGAAUUGGGGAUCCUGGGGUCAUCUUGACUCUGCUUCUAAUUUUAUAGACAAUUAUUCCCAAAGCUAUA
Molecule: messenger RNA, 1469 nt
Organism: Echinops telfairi (small Madagascar hedgehog)
Lineage: Eukaryota; Metazoa; Chordata; Mammalia; Afrosoricida; Tenrecidae
Gene: TRIM58
Product: tripartite motif containing 58
Exons: 5
Coding region: 1-1428 (475 amino acids)
Molecular function (GO): protein binding; zinc ion binding
Source: RefSeq, a predicted model, not a curated record